CGCACGCGCGCUGGGUCCCGCGGGGGGGAGGCGGGAGGGGCGGCGCACGCGCCCCGGGGCGGUCGGUGCCGCCCCGCUGAGGUGGCGGCGGGAAGAUGGAGGUGGCGACCCUCGGCGGGUUGGUGCUGCCGGGCGCCCUCGCCCUCCUCUUCAUCCUUCUCUUGCUGCUGGUGGCCGUGCUGCGUCGCACCACCCCGCCAGACGGUAAGUACCGCGGGACCGGCCCGACCCGGCCCGACCCGACCCAGCCCGACCCGACCCGACCCGACCCUCCGCUCCCCGCAGGCCCCAAGGCGAACGGCGUUGCCGCCGCCGCCGCUAGGCCGGAGGAACACAGGAAGGCGAAGGUGCCGGCGCGGGCCCGGAGAGACAAGCCGCAGCAGCACAGCUUUGCCCACCGGCUGCUGGUCGCCGCUCUCAAGGGCCACAGCGGCUCGGUCUCCUGCCUGGACUUCAGCAGCAACGGCAAGUACCUGGCAUCAUGCGCCGACGACCGCACGGUCCGGCUGUGGAGCACCCGGGACUUCACGGCGCGGGAGCACCGCUGUCUGCGCGCCAACAUGGGGCUGGACCAUGCCGAGUUUGUCCGCCUCAGCCCCGACUCACGGGCAUUCAUUGUUUGGCUGGCCAAUGGUGAAACUAUUCGUGUCUAUAAAAUGACUAAGAAAGAUGAUGACAGCUUCGCCUUCACCGCAACUUCUGGGGACUUCCUAAAGAAGCACAAGGCUCCUGUCAUUAACAUAGGAAUUGCAGAGACAGGAAAGUUUAUCAUGACAGCUUCCAGCGACACUACCAUCCUGAUAUGGAGCCUGAAGGGUGAAGUCCUGGCCAGCAUUAACACUAACCAGAUGAACAAUGCCUACGCCGCGGUGUCGCCUUGCGGGAGGUUUGUGGCAUCCUGUGGCUUUACCCCCGAUGUGAAGGUGUGGGAGGUGUGUUUUGGCAAGAAUGGAGACUUCCGAGAGGUGGCCAGGGCUUUUGAGUUGAAAGGCCACACUGCCGGUGUAUGUUCCUUCUCCUUCUCCAAUGACUCGAGGAGGAUGGUGACCGUUUCAAAGGACGGGACGUGGAAGUUCUGGGACACGGACGUGGAAUAUAAGAAGCAACAGGAUCCGUACCUGCUCCUGACAGGGAAGUGCAAGGUUACAGAGCCAUGUCGCAUCGCCCUGUCCCCCGAUGCUCGUGUCGUCGCCAUCUCUAGUGGCACAGACAUUGUGGUGUACAACACGAGGCGAGGCGAGGAGGAGGAGCGCUUCCUGGCUGUGCACGGACGGCCCAUCACAGACCUGGCCUUUGACACCAACAGCCGCUACCUCGUGUCAUGUGGGGACAGGGCCAUCCAUGUCUUCCACAACACCGCCGGUCACCGAGCGGUGGUGGAGGAUAUGGAGGCCAUGCUGAAAAAAACUGGGAACAAAGCCACCCGAGAGCGGCUGGAGCAGCAGAUCUCCGGCGCCCGCAAAGCGCUGGCCGCCAUCUACGGCAAGAAGCACUAGUCCUGGCCCGCAGGGGCACAUCCAGCUCUGCGGCCACCUUCCACCUUUGGGAAUUGGUUGUUUUGUAGUAACACUGAACAACUUGUAAUAAAACCCGUGCCUGGGUC
This is a messenger RNA of Chroicocephalus ridibundus (black-headed gull), 1603 nucleotides long. RefSeq names its product transducin beta like 2 (gene TBL2). Gene Ontology annotation, molecular function: protein binding. The record is from RefSeq and is a predicted model, not a curated record. The coding region runs from base 96 to 1496 and encodes 466 amino acids. Gene Ontology annotation, cellular component: endoplasmic reticulum. NCBI's taxonomy places the organism in Eukaryota, Metazoa, Chordata, Aves, Charadriiformes, Laridae. Gene Ontology annotation, biological process: endoplasmic reticulum unfolded protein response. The transcript has 6 exons.